GAGGGGCGAGGAAGAGAUUGUUAUUUUCAUAUUUUGUCAGGUCAGCUGUGAGCUGGCUGUGGCUGAGUGCGAGUGGCUGAUUGCCUAUGCCUGCUUGCCCUGCCUGGCUAUCCAGUUAUUGAGAUUGACAAACAAAACUAGAAACUAGCCUAUCGCUGACUUUGACUAUCUACUGAAUUGGGACAAUGGAAGAAAAAAAAGAAACCGCCAUAGACAAACUGUCGGCUUCUGUCGCCUCUGUAAAUUUGGAAUCUGAUGGAGAGGGAAUCCACAACAUGCAAACAUCUAACUUGAGCAGCUACUUCAGCAACAACGCUGCGCCCAGUUCAGCAUCUUUCUUUGACCAAAUUGCCACCAAAGAUGCAACCAAUAAACCUCCAGCUCAUCCUCCUUCCCACCUCUUUCUGCAAAAUCCUCAGGACCAACACAGUCAUUUCCCUGAAGCAAGUGCCCACGUCAUUGCAGACUUUUCGUCUGUUCAGCCCAAUCCUGAAGAUCUAUUCUGCAGUGGAAGCUCAGAAGUAGACCGCAGACGAAACGCCUGGAUUCCUAGCGAGGAUGUGCGAAGAGUUUUGGUGAUGAUUUCGACAAAUUCGCCUGGAAGUAUAACUCCUGAUGAGAACCUGACCAAACCUGGUGUCAUGCUUGAAGAGGACAUGACUGACACAGUGCAAGAACUUGUCCUCCAUUACCUGGGCGAAGAAGAAGCUUCGAAGAGAAAAGUUUUGGUCUGUUCUGAUGUUACUCAAGAUGAUAGGGGGUUGAGAGACUUAAUUCAGGCUGGCUGUAUUCGAGCUGCUGUAAAUUUGACUGGCAGAUUGCUUUCCAUGUAUGGCCAAGAUGCAGGCCGCGCUGGCUAUCCUACUAAACACACUCCUCACUCUAUUCAACUAUGGUCUACAAGAAUAGCACUGCUAGUGAAACUGAGGUCUUUUUCCCUGGCAGAUAUAGAAUCUGAGCCAUUUGGAGACCUUGAGAGACCAGACCUAUACUUCCAGUACUAUCCCGACAUGUACGGAAACAGGCCUGGGACCAUGGUUCCAUUUUCAUUCAGACUGCUCUUGGCUGAAUUCCCACAGUACCUGAACAAGGGAAAAGAAUCAUUGGUCAGACUGCACAGUGUUUUGGCUGUUGUUCGGCAGAUUCUGAAAAAUUUGGACGCUGGUCUCAUGGAAGAUGGCAGUCCAAUAAGCAUAUCGGAUGCUGAUAGAGCUGAAUCAAAGAAGUUGUGGCGCUCAAGGGAAGUUAGGGUCCUGUACUCCAUAGCGAACUGUGCAAUUUUCCAAAAGGCAUAUGAACUUGCUGUGAAUGUGAUAGAGCAAAUAAUUGUGAAAGAGCCAAGCAGCCAGAAGGCACUGCAGUCUGCUCUUGGUCGGCUGAUGCUCAUGCUCGGAGAUGUUUCGGCUGCAGAAAGCUUUUUCUUGUCAUGCGAUCCUGCGGAGACCAGGUCCAUUGUAGAUAGAGGACUGGUGGCAAUCACGCAGAAUGCUUUCCAAGAAGCCUAUGAAAUAUUUGGCAAAGCAUUAGUCAAGGAGCCAAACAACGUUUUGGUUAUUAACAACAUGGCCAUCUGUCUCUUGUACAUGGGAAAGCUGAAAGACUCAAUCAAGCUACUGGAGGACGCGUUGCAGAACAAUCCUGUUGGAGGUUUGCACGAAAGCAUCCUGCUCAACAUUUGCACUCUUUAUGAGCUGGAGUCAACUGUGUGCCUCGAGCAAAAGCUCUCAAUUUUGAAGCUUUUGACUCAUUACAAAGGUGAUGGCAUCAACAUGGCUUGUCUGAAGCUUCAGGUUUAAAGAUUUCUCCCUCUUGAUGGAUUUGAUCUCACGAUUUUAAUCAUUUAAUCAUACUCUAUUUCAGCAUGUUAUUAAUUUUGAAUUAGAAUUUUAAAAAUUGCCUGUUAUCAACAUAUCUAAUAAAAUAUCAUAUUACUUAA
Molecule: messenger RNA, 1936 nt
Organism: Cloeon dipterum
Lineage: Eukaryota; Metazoa; Arthropoda; Insecta; Ephemeroptera; Baetidae
Product: trafficking protein particle complex subunit 12
Exons: 8
Coding region: 186-1796 (536 amino acids)
Cellular component (GO): TRAPP complex; Golgi apparatus
Molecular function (GO): protein binding
Source: RefSeq, a predicted model, not a curated record